Molecule: messenger RNA, 1788 nt
Organism: Chironomus riparius
Lineage: Eukaryota; Metazoa; Arthropoda; Insecta; Diptera; Chironomidae
Source: the annotation of a GenBank genome assembly
UGUAAAAGAAAAAUAAUUUGAUUAAAAAAAAGUUUUUUUGAAAUUGACAAUUCACUUAGUUCCUUAUGUAAAAAAAUGUCUACAACGCCAACUUCUAUGUCCGCCACAGUCGAUCCACAUUCGGCACUGCUAGCACAACGUAGAUCGGAAUGUGAGGAUUACAUGAGAGGUCUUACGGUUCAGUAUGAUCCAGGGACAUAUUGUGAAGCACACUUUGAUGGUUGGAGUUGUAUACCAUUGACGUUAGCUGGUGAAAUUGCUCGAAUACCCUGCCCGCCCAUGCUCGAAUUCGACACAUCAAGAUUUGCACACAAAAUAUGCGAGACUGAUGCCAGUUGGUUUCGCCAUCCGUUUAAUAACAGAUCUUGGACAAACUAUACGACAUGUAUAGAUGUUCAAGAUUUUGAGUUGAGACGACAAAUAAAUUUAAUUUAUAUAAUAGGAUAUACAAUAUCGUUGAUCGCAAUUCUCCUUUCUAUUUCAAUUUUCUUCUAUUUCAGAUCCCUGAAAUGUGCUAGAAUAACACUCCAUAUGAAUCUAUUCGCAUCAUUUGCUGCAAAUAAUUUUUUAUGGCUCAUAUGGUAUCAUGUAAUACUCGAUACUAAUGUCCUGGAAGCAGAAAGUCAGACCGGAUGUGUGCUACUCCACUUAAUUUUACAUUAUUUCCUUCUCACCAAUUAUGCUUGGAUGUUAUGUGAAGGUUUUUAUCUUCAUACUGUGCUCGUAUCAGCAUUUAUAUCAGAACAAAAGCUUGUUAGAUGGCUUAUAUUGCUAGGUUGGAGCUCUCCUGCAAUAUUUUUAAUUCUUUAUGGCAUUCUUCGAGGCUACGUGAGCGAGGAACAUGACCGUGCAUUCUGUUGGAUGAAUGAAAGUCCUUACUCGAAUGUGCUUGUUGCUCCAGUGUGCUUAUCGAUGUUACUUAAUCUCCUCUUUUUGUGUAAUAUUGUACGAGUGGUGUUACUUAAACUUCGGGCACCGGCUCAAAUGUCAAAUGGUCCUGGAAGUGGACCAUCGAGGAAUAUUCUUCAAGCUUUUCGUGCAACAUUACUUCUCGUUCCGUUGCUCGGCCUUCAAUAUAUAUUAACACCAUUUAGACCUGGGAAGAAUCAUCCGUAUGAGGCGACAUAUGAAGUUAUUUCUGCAUUUACGGCAUCAUUUCAAGGUUUGUGCGUGGCAACAUUAUUCUGCUUCUGCAAUGGUGAAGUUAUGGCACAGGUGAAGAGACGAUGGAAAAUAGCUUUUUUUCGUCCUCGGGCAAACAGCUAUACAGCAACACAAGUUUCGAGCUUUGUUGUCUAAUGAAAUUAAAACUGUAUAAAGAGCAAACACAAAAUUGCACAAAGUGAUUUAUCUUAUUAGAAAGUUUCAUUGUAUCUAUUUAUUAUAAUUUUUUUGAUACGUACCAGUAAUGAAAUUGAGGUAUUCUUAUUAAAUCAAAUUAUUGAAACGAGUAGCUUUAAAUUAUUGUUGAUGAAGAAAUUUUUCAAUUAGAUUAAAUUUGGUGUAGGCGCGAAUGGUUAUGAUGGAAGUUGGUGGAUGUAGGAUGAAAAAAAAUUGAAUCAAUGGUAAUUUUAAGUGAAAUGGAUAUGGUUCAGAAAUCAAAGGAAAUGUUUUUUUAAACGAAUAAUUAUACUGAAGGGAUGGGGAUGAGUUUGGGCAUCUGGAAUAAAAAAUUCAAGUUAUUUUAAAAAUAUGCUUUUUUAUGUGAAAUUAAAAUUGUAGUUGUAAACAUUGCCAAUCAAAAAAUUAAAAUUUCAAACCCUUAUCCUUAGAUUCAGGGGCGUAGGC